Molecule: messenger RNA, 2577 nt
Organism: Pectinophora gossypiella (pink bollworm)
Lineage: Eukaryota; Metazoa; Arthropoda; Insecta; Lepidoptera; Gelechiidae
Gene: red
Product: lysM and putative peptidoglycan-binding domain-containing protein 2
Exons: 4
Coding region: 431-1096 (221 amino acids)
Source: RefSeq, a predicted model, not a curated record
GAAACGGGAACGGGACAGUUGCUUUCUUCAUUGAAUAAUCUAAAUAAUUAAUACGAAGUGGUGUUUUGUGGUUAAUGAUCGCAUUAAGUUAGUCGGAAGACAUUCGCGAGUGUUAUUAUAUAGAAGUAUUCAAUAAACAAAGUGUAUCUGCCUAUUUUCGCUUCGUGCCAGGAAGCCGCUUCAUAACUCGAAAGUUUAUGCGGACUUUUGAGUUAAUUCGUUUGGGGUUCGGAGUAGGAGUCUACUCCGAGGGUGGGGGCUUAGGUUUCAUCAUCAUCAUCUUUCAUCAUUUCAUCAAUCAUCAAGAAAAAAAUACGUAAGACAUGGCUGUAUGGGCAUAGUUCCCUUUGCCUUACCCUUCGGGGAAAACAAAAACAAAAAAAAAAAAAAAAUCAAUAUGUCAUAAUUCUCAUUUUCGUUUACGUCAAAAAUGGAGGAAGAUCGUCUCUUUGAUGAGAGAGUUUCUAUUCGAGAAUCUGCUCGUCCUCUGAAAAAAUACGGAAGCACAUGCAACCAUAUGAAAAGGAACGAAGAAUACAUAAAACAUGUGAUAUCAAAAGGUGAUACGUUGCAAGGGCUCGCUCUUAAAUAUGGUGUAACUAUGGAGAAGAUAAGGCGGGCGAACCGUUUGUUCGCUUCGGACAGUUUGUUUUUGAGGGAGUAUUUAUUGAUCCCUGUGACCAAAGAUUCUCCUUUCUAUGAGAAUGGUGAGCGGGUGACGGAGCCUCCAGCUCCUAGCCAUCGUGCCUCCAUCUCAGGUAUGCCUACGAGAGACUUUUCCCCCGGCAGUCCCGACGAGAAGAAAAGUUUUGAUGAGUUCCUCAGUAGAUUGGAUUCUUCUCUUGCUGACAUAAAGAAACAUGUGGAAAAGACUAAGGAGAACAGCGAGUUCGUAAAGGACCUAGAAGACGGGUUCGUGCGGCACCGGCCGACGGCGCGACUUCGGCAGUCCCAGUCGCUGGGCGCUUCCACUUCAUACAACGAGGUGAUUCCGCCGCCGCUGCCGCCGCCGCCGUCGACGUUGACUCAAGGGCGUCGGGUGGACUCCUCGCUGCGGCGGCUCGAGAGGGUGCACGAUGAUAUCUUCCAGUUGUAGCGCCCGAGACAGCGCAGAUAUGCGCGUUUCCAAUGAGCGCGAGCCCAGGCGGUUCACGCAUCGGGUGCGAUCCGAUUAGGUCCUCUGUGAUCCGAUCCGAUCCACCGAACUCCAAUCGGAUCCCCCGUGAUCGGAUCGGCCGAUCCCGAUCAUGAUCCAAGUACACGGGUGAGUCACCGCCCUAGAUCAAGCGCAGUGGUUAUUAGAUAAUGAACUAUACCACGAUCUGUUCAGUUAACGUGAAGUGAAGCAUAAAUUAAUAAAUAGAUACAAUUUUGAGGGCCGGUCUCCGCUUAAGCGAAGAUGACAUAAGCUCAGGACUGUGUUUCCAAUUACGGUAAUCAGAGGUACGUUUAUCGCAUGGUGAACUCAGUAUUCACGCCUCAAAUUUCUAAUAUUAGUAGUAAUUUGAAAAUAAAUAUAUGUAUGUAAGAAAUAUAAUACUCCACUACGCAGAAAAAACCAGAUAUGUGUGCAUUACACGCAUAUUAGGUAGAUGAAGAUGACGAAGAGAUUAACCCAGAAUCAAAGUAAUAAUAAUCAUUGGCCCCGAUUCCUGCAAACACCUAAUUUUAUUUUAAGUUAUACCCGUCAUUUUCUUAUCAGCUGAAAAGGAAAGGGACGGAUGAUUGACAACUGUUAAUUUUAAAAUGAGUGAAUACUCAGGCGAAUUUUAUAGGCAUCUUGCUGUUAUGCAACCCGUUUCACGUUUUAUUGGCGAAUAUAUAAUUUUGGGAGGGUUUUAAAAUUCCUGCCUAAAAUUGACGUUUGUUCCAUAAAUUUUAUGCCUGUCGAUUAUACGUCCCUUUCCUUUUCGGCGGAUAAGAAAAUGACAGGUAUAACUUAAAAUUAGAUGUUGUGUACAGGAAUGAGUCUUAUAUCAUAAAAGGCGGUAGAAAGUGGUUACGCAAGCUAUGGGGUUAGUGGGUAAACUAGCCGAACCGUAAAUAUAGUGUAUUUAGUACUGACUGAAUAAUCUACUAUUCUCGCUUAAGUCAAGACUGACCCUCAUAUAACUAUACGCAUAGGAAAGAGAUGGAUUAAUAUAUAACACAACUUUCCUUAUUUAUUAUAAAUUAAAGUGUUGCCACAUCCAUAGGUGGGUCAAGUCAAGACUGACGGACAAUUAUCGUCGUGGAUCAAUGCACUUACUUUCGUCGCCUAUAUAGAAAACCUAGUAAGCGUCUUUUUUUGAAAAAAUUAUAUUCUGAUCAUUCUUAUGUGAUUUUCUUCAAGAAAAACUCGAUUUCAUUCUAUUAAUUUCAUUUCAAGUAAAAAUUGAGACUGCAAAUGUUAAUUUGGAUUGAAACUAGCAUGUCUAUUGCCAAGGUUUUGUUAACAAAUAUCACAUCCGAAUGCGAUUUAUUUUUCAAAAAGAUGUCCGGCCAAGUAGUUAAUGCCAUCUGCGGCAAAUCUACAAUAAAUCACGUCAAAAAAAAAAAAAAAACAAAAAUUGCUUACUUAGUUUAGAGUUAUGUAAA